Messenger RNA from Rattus norvegicus (Norway rat), 1208 nucleotides. Lineage: Eukaryota; Metazoa; Chordata; Mammalia; Rodentia; Muridae. The record is from RefSeq and is a predicted model, not a curated record.
GUCAGAUGCUUCGAGGCUGCGGAGAAGUCGGAGCAGUCGACUGCUCACCGGAGCAGCUGAAGUAAGGAGACGCUGUAGUGAGAGCCAGUGUCAGCCUGGGCCUCAGGAAGAGGAUGAGUCCUGGCCAGGGAGGAAGGCGCCACAGCAGUGUCAGGCCAGACCGCCUCGCCGAGGGCAGGCGGGUCACCAACCUUGGCCGCAAACAUCUAAAGAUGGUGCCUGGUGGAAGAAAGCAUUCUGGGAAAUCUGGGAAACCACCAUUGAUUGAUCAGCCUAAAAAAGCCUUUGACUUUGAGAAAGAAGAUAAAGAUCUAUCUGGUUCAGAAGAAGAUGCUGUUGAUGAAAAGACUCAAGUAUUUGAUAAACAUGGAAAGAAAAGAUCUGCAGGAAUAAUUGAAGAUGUGGGAGGUGAAGUACAGAAUAUGCUGGAAAAAUUUGGAGCUGACAUCAACAAAGCUCUUCUGGCCAAGAAGAAAAGAAUAGAAAUGUAUACCAAAGCUUCUUUCAAAGCCAGUAACCAGAAAAUUGAACAAAUUUGGAAAACACAACAAGAGGAAAUACAGAAGCUUAACAAUGAAUAUUCUCAGCAAUUUUUGAGUGUGUUGCAGCAGUGGGAACUGGAUAUGCAGAAAUUUGAGGAACAAGGAGAAAAACUAACUAAUCUUUUUCGACAACAGCAAAAGAUUUUUCAGCAGACUAGAAUUGUUCAGAGCCAGAGAAUGAAAGCAAUCAAACAGCUACAUGAGCAGUUCAUAAAGAGUUUGGAGGAUGUGGAGAAGAACAAUGAUAAUCUAUUUACUGGCACACAAAGUGAACUUAAAAAAGAAAUGGCUAUGUUGCAAAAAAAAGUUAUGAUGGAAACUCAGCAGCAAGAGAUGGCAAAUGUUCGAAAGUCUCUUCAAUCCAUGUUAUUCUGAUGAGUCUUUGAAGAAAGAACUUGAACCUAUGUAAUAUGAUACAAUUAAAACAUUAGCUAAGAGGCAUGCCUUUAGUAAUUAGUUUAAACUAUAACAUCGGAAGUCAUUAGCUUGUUUAAGUGGAAGGUUUUUGUUCCUGUCAACUUCUAAAUAAAUCUAAGUAACUGUGUAAGUAGCAGCUAUUCCAAUGUAUCAAGCUUUCUGGGGUUUGUUUGUUUGUUUGUUUGUUUGUUUGUUUGUUUGAAUAGUUGUUCUCUCCACUAUUGUGUCAAUAAAGAUGAUUUAAAUUUA